AGCCGUUAAAGAGGAAGCCUUCCGGCGGCCAGGGUGGGCAGAGGGCCAUCGUCUGUCCUGGGAAAGGGGAAUGCAAGGAGGCCAAGAGGGCGGCCUUUUCCUGGGAGAGCGUGGAAGGAAGGCGGCGGCUGCCACGCCUCGGAGGAAGAGGACAAGAGGACAAGACAGGGUGCGGACAGCCCCUCUGGGGGCUUCUGGGGGCGGAUCCCCCGGGUCUGGGGACGGUUGUCUCCCGGGGUCUGGGGGUAACCCCUCUGGGUGUCUGGGGACGGUCCUCUCUCUGGCCAGCCUCAGCGUGGAGACGGGCAGGACCGGCCAGCGGCGGCCCCGCCCCGAGAUACUUUUAGUUUGGGGAUCUCCAGGGGAGACUUUAAAAAUAGCCUGGCUGACGUGUGAAGAGCUGCUUUGUAAGGCAAGUGAUGAGUGCAAGCUUGAGUGAGGACUGAGCCAAGAGGAAAAAGGGGCUGUGGUCGCCUGCGGGGAUGAGCGUCAAGGCCGCCGCCCGAAGUGGGGCAAAGGUCGCGAGUGGGACCCUCCGCCUGCAGCGGCCCAGACGCUCUGGUUCUUGUACCGGGAGCUCCGCGAAGGCAUUUUCAUUUUCAAGAUAGUAGGGAACACAGAAUUUUUCAUAAAAGGAUUUUUUUCCCCCUUGAAGACCGUACACUUUAACCAGGGUUGUCUUGGCCUUCCCUCUCUUCAUAAACUCAAAACAGUGAUCUCUUUUAUAUACUCACCUGUUACCUGGUGUCAAGUGAGGCCGCCUCAGCUCAUCAGCAUUUGGGUUAAGUUUGCAGCUGAUUAUUAGAUAACAGAUAACUGAUUUUUGGACACCUGAGUUCAGUCCUGAGCUGUGCCAUGCCCUGCGUGUUGAGUUUCUGGGCCUCAGAUUUAUCACCUCUCUGGGAAGAGGAAACUACCACCUUGGGUGUAAUACAGGACACCAAAUUGCGUUAAAUCAUGAAAUCUGUCUACGACUUUCCUAAGACUUCAGAGGAGAAAGAGACCCAUGCAAAAAAGAAUCAGGGGAACAUUCCAAGAAGAGGCCCAUCUUCAAGUUUAGAUGAGAUUUCAGUACAUGGCUACGCGCCGGACACCUGCUGCGCCUUACACAGGAUUCCACGGUCCCCUCCUGGUGAAUUCUUGAUGGAUUUCACUCCUGAUUGCUGACGACUCCUGGGCAGGAGAGAUGGCCCUGAUCAGGCUGGGGUUUGGAAGGCAGCAUCUUCGUCCGACAAAAAGGAGGAGUUUCUUGCUGUUGAAACUCAUAGCUGCUGUCUUUGCCGUGCUUCUAUUUUGUGAAUUUUUAAUCUAUUACUUAGUGAUCUUUCGCUGCGAUUGGCCUGAGGUGAAAACUGCAGCCCAGAACAGUGGACAACAGACUCUGAAAGCCAUGUUUUUGGCCGAUACCCACUUGCUUGGGGAAAUACGAGGCCAUUGGCUAGACAAAUUACGAAGGGAGUGGCAAAUGGAGAGAGCCUUCCAGACAGCUCUGUGGUUGUUGCAGCCGGAAGUCGUCUUCAUCCUAGGGGACAUCUUUGAUGAAGGGAAGUGGAGCUCCCCCCAGGCCUGGGCGGAUGAUGUGGAGCGGUUUCAGAAAAUAUUCAGACACCCACAUCACGUGCUGCUGAAGGUAGUUGUUGGCAACCAUGACAUUGGCUUCCACUAUCGGAUGAGCACAUACAAAAUAAAACGAUUUGAGAAAGUCUUCAACCCUGAAAGGCUGUUUUCUUGGAAAGGAAUUAAUUUUGUGAUGGUCAACAGCAUCGCCCUGGAAGGGGACGGCUGCAACAUUUGCUCUAAAGCAGAAGCUGAACUCAUCGAAGUUUCUCGCAAACUGAACUGCUCCCGAGAGCAGGAACAUCACUCUGGCCCGUGUGGAGGCGAGCAGCCGCUGCCCGCGUCAGCCCCGGUCCUUCUGCAGCAUUUCCCCCUUUACCGGAGAAGUGAUGCCAAUUGUUCUGGGGACGACGCCGCACCACUGGAAGAGCGGGGCCUCCCCUUUAAGGAGAGAUACGACGUGCUUUCCCGGGAGGCCUCACAAAAGCUGCUCUGGUGGCUCCGGCCGCGCCUGGUGCUGAGCGGCCACACGCACAGCGCCUGCGAGGUGCUCCACGGGGCGGGAACCCUGGAGAUCAGCGUGCCGUCCUUCAGUUGGAGGAACAGAAACAACCCCAGUUUCAUCAUGGGCAGCCUGACGGCCACACGGCACGCCCUCGCCAAGUGCUUCCUCCCCCGCGAGAACGCCGUCCUGGCCGCGUACUGCGUCGCAGCUGGGCUCCUCGCGGCCCUCUACUGUAAGCUCCUCGCCUCGCCUUUCCUCUUUGGCUGGAACCUGCUCAGAAAACUUAAGACAACGUAAAGCGCAGGAGACGAUUCUGCCCUUCUUCACAAAUAACAAGGCCAGGGAAACAACUCUGGGUGGCGCCCAUGUGAGAAGGGGUCCGAGUAGGCGGCCUUUCCACCCCUCACAGAACCUGUAAGUCAUGGAUGCGCAUCUGCAGGGUAAAUAGUUGAUUGUACUGUUCUCAUGCUAUAAAAAUGGAACAUGUGCUCUACAACAAGUCUGUUUUCUUGGUUUAUCAAAUAUAUGUGUAACCAAAGUCAUGUCUGUACAGUAUGUAAAAGCUGUUAAAAUCUCACUCGCAUGCACUAUGCUGUCCUUCCUUCCCCAAGAUGGAGGCGGCACCGGGGAUGAUGGGCGCACAAACACCGGGCUUGCUUCUGUCGGCCUGUGGCGUGGGCCUCAGACUCCUGCAUAUUGUAAAGCUGUACACUUAAAACAAAAGUACGGCUGCCAGAAGCAGGAUAUAGUGUUUUCACAGACUUUUGUACUUCUGUGCCCAUACGGGAAUCAGAUUUUUAGCUAAGUGUAAUUUUCUCUCCAGCAGGCCACGCGGUUCAAUCUGAAUAUAAUGCCUAUCCGUGAUCAAAAGAAACUCGACGGAGAGCAGGAAGUGGCUUUUGGUACUUAAAAAUAAAUAUGUCUUGAUCAUUUUAAGCCAGGUUAACUGUGUUCUUCUCUAAGAGUCUGGCUCUGUGUUUGAAGAGGAAGUCGAGUUACUGCUGAGUGAUGAUGCAUGUAACAAUAUGCAGCUUCGCUUUCUGUGCAUGUGGGGGGCGUGGCUCUUCAGUCCACAUUUUACAUGGAAAGUGCAAUGGAAGCACAAUAAUUUCCACUUCACAUGUCUCAUUUCAGAUCAGGGUUUUACGAAACAGGGAAGAGAGGUGCAGGAAUUUAGGGAUGCUGACAUAAAUGAUGUGCUUAUCCUUCUGAUGGUCUACAAAGUUACCCUUUCUUUCAUGGAACAGCAGUAUUUAAGUCUAGAUAUAUUUGUAAAGGAUUACAAAAUGCUGAUUCAGAGUAAACCUUAAAAUACUACAGACUGAAGGAAAUGAAGCCGUGUCAGUGAGGCUGUUACCUCUGGAUCUGUAGUGUUGAACCAGAGCUUUGGACAUCGUUGCCGAUUAUCUCGCACCGAAGACAACGGACUACCCUCAAAGCCGUGGCUGCCGAUAGAACACGAAGCGUCACCGCUACAGUGAUUCUCAACUUCCAGAGACUGAGCUGUAACUUUGGAGGCUGCGCUUACAGAUCUUUCAAGAGUGAGAAAUAGCCAUGUAUUUUGACUGUGUAUUCCAAAUAAGGGUGUGUCGUGUUUCUUCCUGAGAGCAGGCAAAUGGAGGUGCCAUCCUUUGACUCUCUCAGGCUGGACGCGAACAUUGACACCCCUUUGUCUUCCUGCUCUUUGUUUACCCUGGAAGCUGUGAGCUGUGGCCCAAGGAAGUGGUUCAGAAACUUUCACUAGAGGGAAUGGUUGACCUGUUUCCACUCAGGGACCUUGUAAAAAGUCUUCAAAUAGGAAAAUAAUCAAAAGACAUAUUGUCUGGAGAAAAAAAAAUCCUUGGUUCCUGAAAACCUUGUGAUGUUGGUACAAAAUUAUUUGUAAAAUAUGAAUGAUUAAUGUGGAUAAUUUA
This is a messenger RNA of Suricata suricatta (meerkat), 3975 nucleotides long. RefSeq names its product metallophosphoesterase 1 (gene MPPE1). Gene Ontology annotation, biological process: endoplasmic reticulum to Golgi vesicle-mediated transport; GPI anchor biosynthetic process. The record is from RefSeq and is a predicted model, not a curated record. The transcript has 10 exons. Gene Ontology annotation, cellular component: endoplasmic reticulum-Golgi intermediate compartment. NCBI's taxonomy places the organism in Eukaryota, Metazoa, Chordata, Mammalia, Carnivora, Herpestidae. Bases 1187 to 2359 code for a protein of 390 amino acids. Gene Ontology annotation, molecular function: phosphoric diester hydrolase activity.